Messenger RNA from Cricetulus griseus (Chinese hamster), 845 nucleotides. The record is from RefSeq and is a predicted model, not a curated record. Lineage: Eukaryota; Metazoa; Chordata; Mammalia; Rodentia; Cricetidae.
UUAAUUUCCUUUCCCCCCUUUUAUAGAUUCUGUGACCAUGAGAGAGAGGACUAAAGACUGACCCAUGAUUUUCCGCACCUUUUCCUGAGGCAGUAGUCAUGUUGGAAGGUCUUGUGGCCUGGGUUCUCAAUACCUAUCUGGGGAAGUAUGUCAGUAACCUGAACACAGACCAGCUCUCAGUUGCACUCCUCAAAGGUGCUGUUGAGUUAGAAAACCUCCCAUUGAAGAAGGAUGCCCUGAAAGAACUGGAAUUGCCCUUUGAAGUCAAAGCCGGCUUGAUUGGGAAAGUGACCCUCCAGAUUCCCUUUUACCGCCCGCAUGUGGACCCCUGGGUGAUCUCCAUCUCUGGCCUCCACUUAAUUGGUGCCCCUGAGAAAAUCCAGGACUUCAACGAUGAGAAGGAGAAGCUGCUGGAGAGGGAACGUAAGAAAGCGCUGCUUCAGGCCCUGGAGGACAGAUGGAAGAGCGAGCGCAAGCAGAAGGGAGAGCCUUACUGGUAUUCUGUCACCGCCUCAGUCGUCACUAGGAUUGUGGAAAACAUUGAGUUAAAGAUUCAAGAUGUCCAUUUGCGCUUUGAAGAUGGUCUUACCAAUCCAUCUCAUCCUUUCGCAUUUGGCGUCUGCAUUAAGAACGUGUCCAUGCAGAAUGCUGCAAACGAGCCUGUGAGUAUGAGAUCUGACCACAGACCAAGAGUAAAACUGCCCUUGGCUCCUCAAAAGUGUUAUGUAAACAAGCCCUGCUACUUGCCCACCUAUGCCGGUGUCCUUUUCUUUUUGAGACUGGUUUCUCUGUAUAGUCCUGUCUUAUGGUUUUAUACACAAGCAAGCUGAGGUGCAAAGGAUUCU